Molecule: messenger RNA, 2784 nt
Organism: Saccharomyces paradoxus
Lineage: Eukaryota; Fungi; Ascomycota; Saccharomycetes; Saccharomycetales; Saccharomycetaceae
Gene: RSC1
Product: RSC subunit protein RSC1
Exons: 1
Coding region: 1-2784 (927 amino acids)
Biological process (GO): chromatin remodeling
Cellular component (GO): RSC-type complex
Molecular function (GO): chromatin binding; protein binding
Source: RefSeq, a predicted model, not a curated record
AUGGUGGAGCAAGAUAAUGGGCCUUUACAGAAACUGCUCAAGACACAAUACGAUGCUGUCUUCCAUUUAAAGGAUGAAAAUGGUAUAGAAAUAUAUCCAAUAUUCAAUGUACUGCCACCAAAAAAGGAAUAUCCAGACUACUACAUUAUAAUAAGGAAUCCAGUAUCUUUAAACACUUUAAAGAAACGAUUGCCCCAUUAUACAUCACCACAAGAUUUUGUAAACGAUUUUGCGCAAAUUCCUUGGAAUGCAAUGACUUACAAUGCAAAAGAUUCAAUAAUUUAUAAAUAUGCUACCAUUCUUGAGUCAUUCAUCAAGGGCAAAAUCAUGCUGAACAUAAGAAAAUAUUAUCCAGACGUGACAUAUCCGUCUUUAGGUCGAAUUCCGGAAAUACUGGGGGAGGCGAUACAACCUUCGAAUUUAUCCCCGGAUCCCACCAAUACACAGGAGAAUGAUGAAAGAGCUGGUUUAAAUUCAGAGAUGAAAAUGGCUUUCGCAAAACUGGAUAGUUCGAUCACUGAAAAGAAACAAACCAGCCAAGACUACAGGAUACAACAAAAAAACUCACCAGCGUUUCCAACACAUUCUGCCUCCAUAACACCGCAGCCGCUGGCUUCGCCCACUCCAGCUGUUAACUAUACAAAUAUCAACUCGACGCAUCCAAAAACCCAUGUUAGACGCGGUAGGCCACCAGUCAUUGAUCUUCCCUACGUCCUAAGGAUUAAAAACAUCUUGAAGAUGAUGAGAAGAGAGGUCGACCAAAAUAAUAAGACGCUUACGCUCUGUUUUGAAAAAUUGCCGGAUAGAAACGAGGAGCCAACCUAUUACUCUGUAAUAACAGAUCCUAUUUGUCUGAUGGAUAUUAGGAAAAAGGUUAAGUCCAGAAAAUAUAGAAACUUCCACAAUUUUGAGGAAGAUUUUCAAUUAAUGCUAACGAAUUUCAAGCUCUAUUAUUCUCAAGACCAGAGCAAUAUAAUACGAGCUCAAUUAUUGGAGAAAAACUUCAAUAGAUUAGUAAGAAUUGAACUAUCCAAACCUGACGAAGAUUAUUUACCUGAAGGUGAAUUAAGGUAUCCUCUAGAUGAUGUGGAAAUUAAUGAUGUGAAGUUUCAGAUAGGUGAUUGGGUUCUUUUACACAAUCCAAAUGACAUCAAUAAACCUAUUGUUGGUCAGAUUUUCAGAUUAUGGUCAACCACAGAUGGAAAUAAAUGGUUGAAUGCUUGCUGGUAUUUUAGACCAGAACAAACCGUUCAUCGGGUUGAUAGAUUGUUCUAUAAGAAUGAGGUUAUGAAAACUGGUCAAUAUAGAGAUCACCCUAUUCAGGACAUUAAGGGAAAGUGUUACGUUAUUCAUUUCACCAGAUUUCAGCGUGGGGAUCCCAGCACGAAAGUCAAUGGUCCUCAAUUUGUUUGUGAAUUCCGUUAUAAUGAAAGUGAUAAAGUUUUUAACAAAAUAAGGACUUGGAAAGCUUGCUUACCAGAAGAACUCCGUGAUCAAGAUGAAGCGACGGUGCCUGUUAAUGGAAGAAAGUUUUUUAAAUAUCCUUCUCCAAUAGCAGAUUUGUUACCGCCAAAUGCUACCUUAAAUGACAAAAUUCCAGAACCCACGGAGGGAGCCCCAACGGCCCCACCCUUGGUGGGCGCCGUAUAUUUGGGCCCCAAAUUAGAGAGAGAUGAUCUGGGAGAAUAUUCAACCUCCGAUGACUGCCCACGAUACAUAAUCAGACCAAAUGAUCCACCAGAAGAGGGCAAGAUCGAUUACGAAACUGGUACAAUAAUCACUGAUACUUUAGCAACAAGCAGUAUGCCAAAGGUAAACAGUUCGUCUACGAUACGUUUAGCCACUUUAAAGCAGACGAAAUCAAUUUCUAACUCCAAUUUUAGGUCUUCAUCAAAUACUCCACUAUUGCAUCAGAAUUUCAAUCAGACUUCCAAUCUUUUGAAAAUGGAAAACAUGAAUGAUAACUCGCAUAAUUUAUUAUCGCAUCCUUCCAUUCCUAAAUUUCAAUCCCCUACUUUAAUAGAACAGACUAGCCGUUCUAAAUACCAUAAUGCAAAAAAAAACUCACAGCUAUCAUCAACAGCUCCCAAAAAGCCUGCAUCUAAAAGUUUUACACUAUCCUCAAUGAUCAAUAGCUUAACUGCUCAUACUUCCAAGUACAACUUCAACCAUAUUGUUAUUGAAGCUCCGGGUGCAUUUGUGGUUCCUAUCCCAGUGCAAAAAAAUAUAAAAACCAUACAAUCAACAGAACGUUUCAAUAAAUCAAGUCUAAAAAACGCUCAAAAUCUCGGUACAAAUGUUACCGAUGAUACAAAUGCCACAAAUGAACAAAUUAUAUGGUUUAAAGGGCCCGGCAUAAAAAUCACAGAAAGGGUUAUUGAUUCCGGGAAUGAUUUGGUACGAGUGCCUUUGAAUAGAUGGUUCUGUAAAAACAAAAGAAGAAAACUGGAUUAUGAAGAAAUUGAAGAAGAUAUCAUAGAACCACCCAAUGACUUCAGUGAAGAUAUGAUUGCUAGUAUUUUCAAUCCUCCGGCGAGCUUGAAUUUAGAUAUGGAUUUAAAUCUAAGCCCAUCUUCGAAUAACUCUUCCAAUUUUAUGGAUUUAAGCGCAAUUGCCAGCGGUGAUAACGAUGGAAAAGAAUGCGAUACGGCAGAAGAGAGUGAAGAUGAAAAUGAAGAGACAGAUGACGAACAUGAAAUUGAAGAUAUUCCGACUACUUCAGCUUUUGGCUUAAAUUCAUCUGCUGAAUACCUUGCAUUCAGAUUACGAGAACUCAAUAAAUGA